AUGGCGACUGAGAGCUCUCAAAUCCUUCAACCCCAAACCGUCGAUUCGAGCCUCAGAGGUCCAAACCCUCCGGCAAGAACCGAGAUUGACACGUCGGCGCCGUUCGAGUCCGUGAAGGAGGCGGCGAGCCGCUUCGGCGGCAUGGGUUUCUGGAAGCCGGCCUCGCACAAGCCGUCCGAGCAGGCGUCCGAGUAUGAAGAUGAAAUAGUUGACGUCGUCAAAUUGGAGGAGGAGGCUGCACAACUAGAAAGAGAUCUCAUCGCUAAGGAAAGAGAAACUCUUGAUGUCCUUAAAGAACUUGAGAGCACCAAAAACACAGUCGAAGAACUUAAGCAAAAGCUGCAGAAAGAAACAUCCGAAAUCAAUGUGGCCCACGAAGCCUCCCAAGAAGAAAAGAAAGAAAACGAGACUGACGGUUUGAUUAACCUCUGCCCCUCAUCGGCCCCCGGUUUUAUCCUGCUCGAACUCAAGCAGGCGAAGCUGAACCUAACUCGGACCACCAGUGACCUUGCUGGAAUCCGAGCCACGAUCGGCUCGUACAACAAGAAAAUCGAGGAGGAGAGAGCCUCCCUCGAGAAAACCCGCCAGAGGCUCUCCUCAAACACCUCAAAAAUCUCUUCCUUGGAAAACGAGCUCAGCCAAACAAAGCACAAGCUGGACGAGGUGAAGCGAGCUGGCGGCGGGUCCCACACAAAUAUUUCCUCCUCAGAUGUCAAUCGACAGCUGCAGCAACUGAGCUCGGAGGCCGAACAGUUCAAGAAAGUCGGUCAAGCCGCGCAAUCGCGAGUUCAGAAGGCAAUAUCUGAGAUCGAGCAGACAAAGAACAAGAUCAAGACGGCCGAGAUACGGCUGAUUGCUGCCAAGAAGAUGAAAGAAGCCGCACGGGCCUCCGAGCGUGUGGCGUUAGCUGAAAUCAAAGCCCUGUCUAAAAGUGAAGAAAAAUCCGAAAAUGUAGUAACUCUGACUGUAGAGGAGUACUCGUCCCUAGUCUCGAAAGCUCGUGAAUCGGAGGAGAUAUCUAAGUGCCGAGUGGAGGCUGCGAUGGUGAAAAUCGACGAAGCAGAUUUGUCCAAGGUGGAAAUCCUGAGAAAAGUCGAGGAGGCAACAGAAGAAGUCAAAACGAGCAAGCUGGCCCUGGAAGAAGCAUUAUCCAGAGUGGAGAUAGCAAAUCGGGACAAGCUAGCAGUUGAGGAGGCUCUCCGAGCAUGGCGAUCGGACCAUGGCCGUAAGCGGCGUCCGGUCCAAAACCCGACUAAAUUCAAGACCUCUAGUGGGCUGGGCCGAGUGACUGUUGUUAAUGAUGGCCCACAGCCGGUUCUGAAGACUACGCUUUCGAUUGGGCAGAUUCUGAGCAGGAAGCUGAUGCUGACUGAAGAGUAUGAGAACGGGAAUGGCAAGGUGUCGCUUGGUCAAAUGCUCGGUCAACCCACCAGCGGUGACUUGGUGGCGUGCAAGAAAGGAGGGAAGGAGAAUAAAGAACAGCUGCCCGUGAAGAGAAAGAAGUUUGGGUUCGCUCGUAUAUCAUUGCUCGUGUCAAAGCAGAGCAAGAAGAAGAAAAGAAGUUUGAGUUCGAGCUCAAUCAGCCUUUGUCUUAAGAUAAGCAUGGAUACAAGGAUUCUCUUAUUUAUACUCAUAGUCAGCAGCUGGAAAUGCUGUAAAGCCCGAGACUUGAAAAGUGAUAUCGAUACAGUCAUGCAGUCUCAUGAAAAAGACGCGAGACUGUGUACAUUGUGUGAAGAGUUUGCUGGUCAAGCUCUUAAUUACCUCAACCAGAACAAAACCCAGACAGAGAUUCUUAAUAUACUUCACAAAUCCUGCUCCAAAUUACGUUCACUCGAGCCGCAGUGCAUUGUUCUGGUGGACUAUUAUGCCCCUCUGUUUUUCCUAGAGGUUUCAAAUGUACAAGCUGAUGAAUUUUGCCGAAAGGUUGAUCUAUGUGAGGAAGGAGUUUCUUUUUCUCAUCUUUUUUCGAAGGAUAAAUGUGAUAUCUGCCAUAAUGUUGUCACAGAGGCUCUACUGAAGUUGAAAGAUCCCGAUACAGAGUUGGAAAUCGUUCAACUGCUUCUAAAAGCAUGCGACUCGAUCGGGAAAUCGGUCAAAAAGUGCAAGAAAUUAGUUUUCGAGUACGCCCCAAUAAUUCUUGUUAAUGCCGAAGAGUUUCUGGAGAAAAACGACGUAUGUUCAAUUCUGCGUGCUUGCAACAUAUCCAUGCAUGCUGCCAUUUGA
This is a messenger RNA of Striga hermonthica, 2226 nucleotides long. The record is from the annotation of a GenBank genome assembly. NCBI's taxonomy places the organism in Eukaryota, Viridiplantae, Streptophyta, Magnoliopsida, Lamiales, Orobanchaceae.